AUGAAUGAGAAACAAAAAAAUAAACUCCCGGUAUUCUGUUCGAGAUUGUUUGAAGCAAAAGUAGAGAGAGGAAUUACAUUUGCACAACUUGGCGAGAAAAUUGGGAGAGAUGAAGUAUGGGUAGCUGCAGUAUUUUAUGGUCAGGCGAAACCGAAUCACGAAGAAAUCACAAAACUGGCUGAUGCGUUGGGGACAAAUCUAAGUAAUUUAAGUGAUUUCAAUGAUAAGUCGUUUUUUCCUGAUAAAGGAGGACUUGUAGAGGUUCCGCCCACUGAUCCGUUGAUUUACCGAUUUUAUGAGAUAAUUCAGGUUUAUGGGUAUCCGUUAAAAGCUGUAAUUCAUGAGAAGUUUGGAGAUGGCAUAAUGUCAGCUAUUGAUUUCACCGCACGAGUUGAUAAGGUUGUAAAAGACGGUGGCGAGAGAGUCAAAGUCACAUUUGAAGGGAAAUUUUUGCCAUAUAAAAAAUGGUGA
This is a messenger RNA of Ambispora leptoticha, 471 nucleotides long. The record is from the annotation of a GenBank genome assembly. NCBI's taxonomy places the organism in Eukaryota, Fungi, Glomeromycota, Glomeromycetes, Archaeosporales, Ambisporaceae.